Morus notabilis is the source of this 1111-nucleotide messenger RNA. RefSeq lists its product as uncharacterized. Gene Ontology annotation, molecular function: protein binding. NCBI's taxonomy places the organism in Eukaryota, Viridiplantae, Streptophyta, Magnoliopsida, Rosales, Moraceae. The record is from RefSeq and is a predicted model, not a curated record. The transcript has 2 exons. The coding region runs from base 313 to 894 and encodes 193 amino acids.
AUUCGGUUUGAUGAACCCAAAUUUUUAAGAACGCUCUUAAAGUAGACUUGGCCAGCCCCUUUGCAUGACUUUGUUAAUUUGCGCCACACCAAAAUAAUUUUCAAAUUCCUUCCUUCUCAAACAAUUUUUUUCUCUCCUUUUGCUUUGGUUUUCUUUCCUUAGAAAAGCAGUCUAUGUGAUAGUAAUAUUGCAAGAGUAGAGCUAGUCUUGACUUUGGAAUUGCAAUAGGGUCCUGCUACUAUAGUUAUAUAUAUAUAUAUAUAUAUAUAUAUAUAUAUAUACACACAAACACAAAUAUAUUUCUAUAUAUAAAUGGAAUUUCCAGAGUUGUCUUUGGCUCCUACUCAUGCUGUUAAUGUGAACAAGAGCAGAAAUGGGCUUCCAUUGGAAUAUUCAGACACCAACGCUUCUAGGAAGAGGAAGCUCUUUCAGGAUCACCUCCUUAUGAAGACUCAUGAACCGGCACUUCAAGCAAGCGUUGAUCUUCAGCUCAAAGAUCCUCUGCCGUUGGAUUGGGAGCAAUGCCUUGAUCUUGAAUCAGGAGAAAUGUACUACUUGAACAGAAAAACACUGAGGAAGAGCUGGAACUGGCCACUUCCGAUGGAGCAGACGGCGGCACUAGACCUAGAGCUCAACAUCUCGACUUUCUCCGACAAUCACCGAGGCUCCGAUCAGGUGAAGAAGCAAAGCUGCUCUGCGGCAGGGAAUACUAACAGUAACAUGGUCGCCUUGGCUUGUCUGAAUUGCCAUCUCCUUGUCAUACUCUCCAAAUCCUCUCCUUCUUGCCCAAACUGCAAGUACGUCCACUCACUUCCCUCCCGCCAAAGCAGUUCAAUUCCGGCCCCGAAAGUUGCCGCCGUCAAGUCCAUGAGCACUCUAAGCCUUCUGAAUUAGGAAUUUAGGAUUAGUGUUUUGUCAUAUGCAGUGUAAAAUAGGAAAAAUCAUGAAAUGGCAAAGGACUAAAAAUGAAUCAGAAAUCAACUUCUGGGGUUGUUUUUUACUAUAUGUGUGACCACAUUUAUGUACGUUUGGUUUCUGAUGGUGUUUUGGUGUAUUAAACAGGGUAAAUAUAUGAAUAUCUAUGCAAAGCCCUUCAAGUAUUUUAAUUAAA